Molecule: messenger RNA, 1447 nt
Organism: Megalobrama amblycephala (Wuchang bream)
Lineage: Eukaryota; Metazoa; Chordata; Actinopteri; Cypriniformes; Xenocyprididae
Product: torsin-1A-like
Exons: 5
Coding region: 279-1253 (324 amino acids)
Biological process (GO): protein localization to nucleus; nuclear membrane organization
Cellular component (GO): endoplasmic reticulum lumen; endoplasmic reticulum; nuclear envelope
Molecular function (GO): kinesin binding; ATP hydrolysis activity; ATP binding
Source: RefSeq, a predicted model, not a curated record
UUCUAGGGGCGCCACUGGUGGUGGUCAUGGUUACAGCGAGUUGAUGUCCGCAUACUGAGAACUGGUAAAACAAGAAAAGCGUGUUUACUUCCUUGUAGUCGGUAAAUUGUUGAGCGUUUGCCAUAUGGCAGCGUAAUCUAAGACUGGGCUAUAUUAAGGGUUAAAUCAAACAAGUUUGCUGAAGGAGUGCGAUUUACGUCUCUUCCGUCUAGUUCUCCCUCCGAGUUACUUACAAACGAAACCGAGACUGGAAAAGGGCUGGAUGAUUCGCUUUCACAAUGAAAGCGCGGCAUUUGUUUAUAGUUUUAUUGCUGGUGUCUAAUAUUACAUUAUCUUCAUGUUUUCUGGAUGUGCUCGCGGCUGCUGCAUCAUAUGUGGUUUACACGUUUAUUGAACGGGACGGUUUGCUGCCUUUUGACCCUAAACGUUUGGAGGCAGAUUUAAGAGACUCUCUCUUUGGGCAGCACAUUGUGUCUGAUGUUGUACUAAAAGCUGUAACAUCAUUUAUGACUGACAGCAAACCAAACAAACCGCUGGUCCUCUCUUUCCAUGGGACUUCAGGAGUUGGGAAAAAUCAUGUCACUAAAAUCAUCGCAAGAAAUAUUUAUGAAAAAGGGGAAGACAGCAAGCAUGUUCACACAUAUAUAUCUGAGCAUCAUUUCCCACACAAAGAAAAGUCAGACCUAUACAGCGAACAGCUAAAGCAGUGGAUUCAUGAAAGUGUAUCAAGUUUUCCCCGCUCUAUGUUCAUAUUUGAUGAAAUGGACAAGAUGCAGCCACAGCUGAUCGACACCAUAAAGGCCUUUCUGGACUACAAUGCCCGUGUUGAUGGAGUGUCAUUCCACAAUGCAAUCUUCAUUUUUCUCAGUAAUGGAGGUGGGAAUGAGAUUGCUAAAGUGGCUCUGGAUUUCUGGAAAGAAGGAAAAGAUCGGGAAGAGAUCAGGAUGAACAGCAAGGGACUGGAGACUAAAAUCUUUCAAAACAUUUUCAAUGAUAAAAACAGUGGAUUUCUGCACUCCAGUAUCAUAGAUCAUCAUCUGGUUGAUCACUAUAUUCCUUUCCUACCUCUGGAGCUGAAGCAUGUGCGUCAGUGUGUCCUGACUGAGAUGGUCCAUCUGAAAAUGAACCGAGAUGAUGAUCUGGCAGAUAAAGUGGCCAAAGAAAUGCCCUUCUUCCCUGCAGAAGAGAAAAUAUUUUCUGUUAAAGGCUGCAAGUCUGUCAGACAGAAGUUGGUCCUACAAACUGAUGAAUAGACGAAAGAACUGCAGCACUUGUCCAAUUUAUUGUUUUAACUUUUAAACACACAGUUGAACAGCAAUGAAGUAUGAGCUUACAUCUCUUCUUUGUUUCAACUUAUUAAUAUUUCAGUUUUGAAAUUUGAAAUUUGCAAUUUACAUUGCUAUCUGGAGUCUGGAGUCUCUGUAUUAAAAUUUUAAUCUAGACCUUC